Centropristis striata (black sea bass) is the source of this 970-nucleotide messenger RNA. RefSeq names its product CUB and sushi domain-containing protein 1. The transcript has 5 exons. The coding region runs from base 1 to 636 and encodes 211 amino acids. NCBI's taxonomy places the organism in Eukaryota, Metazoa, Chordata, Actinopteri, Perciformes, Serranidae. The record is from RefSeq and is a predicted model, not a curated record.
AUGAGGUUGUACUCCCUGCUGUUGCUGUUGUUUGGGUCCUUCCAAAGAGCCAUUUCUCAGUUCCCUUGGUGGAUUGCUGAAGUGGAAGGUGAGACGGAAUGGAUCCCUGAACAAGAUUUCAUAGAGGACAUAUACUGGGCUGGAUCACCACCUCUAUGUGUGGGAGGCUGCAUGGCGACACACCAGGAGCUGAAGAGAGAUCGCUGUGGAGACUCAGACUGCUGCUGGCUCGGCUACAAGUCCCUGUGCAGAGUGAACUGUGGGAGGCCAGAUGUGGACCAUAAUGGUGUGAUGUUUGGUAACGACUGGUGGGUGGGCUCUGUGGUGAGGUACAGCUGUCGCCCUGGCUUCAUGCUGGUGGGAAACCCCACCAGGUCCUGCCAGCCUAACGGCCUCUGGACCCCAAAACCCACGUGCCUCAGAAUGUGUCAGCUGGGACGCAUUGAAGUGAGCGAGAGGGAACUAAAUGGGACGUGCAACUCCACCUGCAGAUAUAAGAGCUACUUUGGCCCGCCCAAACUGGGCUGCAGCCGGAUAGACAACUGUAAGAAGAAGGAGACCGGCUGGAAGCGCUUCUUUGCACAGUGUGUCCCUUGCAUUUGUGACUGUGCUUUAUCAUGUGCAUCUACAGGCUAAAUCACGGAGGAAACACUAUGUUGACCGUACAGUGAGACACCAGAUGAAGAAGAAAUACACAGACAGCUUGUGCACCGCAGAGCCAUGCUAUGUUUUGUUGCUUCAUCCAAUUAUGUGAACAAAUCAGUGGACUAAAAUCUGGAUGUUUUUAAGACAUUGAUUUAAUCCCUCUGGCAUGCUGAAGCCUGCAGUUUCCCCUUUGGUUUCUAUGUUUAGGGUUUUACACUGUGACAGGAAGAUUUCAGUGCCUGAGGUUCAAAUCCCGUUUGAGUCAGCAGUGAAUUAUAAGCAAAGCAAAAGUUUAGUCAAUCUGGGAGCUGGAAGGUGGCAACAG